AUGAGCAAGCCAAAGACAGCAGUUCCAAGUCUCUCUCCAAGCAAGGAGAUUAUGGAAUUGAAAUCACUAAAGCGCCAGCGAACUGUUGCGAAAAAUAGUAUAGUGCGCAUAAAAACGGGUCUCCUCGAUAAAACAAUGUCGUUAGAUCCAAUUGAAUUGGAGUGUCGACUGGACAUUUUGAACUCUCAUAGCGAUAAGCUUAUGAAGUGCCAGUCGAAAAUUGAAGAAAUCGACGAGGAAGACAUAGCCCGUGGGGAGUUAGAGGACCUAAUAGUGGAAACUAAGUCCGUUAUAAAAUCUAUUCUGGCGAGAAAUAAAUCGUUAAUAGCCGAAUCAUCCUUUGUUGCACCUCACAGCUCGCGACUACCGAAAAUGUCGCUACCGAAAUUUAAAGGGGAAUAUUCAGAAUUUAAAAAUUUUAUGAGUCUGUUCGAGAGUUUGGUGCACAACGAUCCUACAAUCCCAGACAUUGAGAAAUUUAAUCACUUGGUUAACUGUCUGUCUGGUGAAGCUUUGGGAACGCCAUCUGCGCUUUCAUUGCGCACAAUGAUUGAUACAGUGUCGGCUGUUUACGACUCGUUGCUGUCGUUAGGUGACGAGAAAAACAUCACAAACGCUAUCAUAAUUCAUCUGGUAAUGUCAAAAGUCGACACCGUUACUCGGUCAAAGUGGGAGGAACAGUUGGAUUAUGAUAAGCUGCCAUUAUGGCGUGAGUGUGAGGCAGCAUUAAAUAAACGCUACCAACAUUUAUCUGCCGAUGAAGCCUCAACGUCGAGGCUCAAGCCGUCAAGCAGUCACAUCAUUCAGAAACCCCACCUUCAUGCGGGAAGGACGAAAGCUGCCUUAGUAACUUCAAAUAUAAAACAGCCGGUGUGUCCGCACUGUAAAUCAAAUGAUCAUAGUAUACCCGCGUGUCCUACUUUUAAAACUCUCUCUGCUCAGCAGCGAUUUGAGUUUGCUAAAUCAGUCCCCUUAUGCAUAAAUUGUUUGCGAAAGGGGCACUCAGUUUCAAAGUGCAAAGCGGAUCGGUGUCGUGUUUGCAACCGUUCGCAUCACACGUUGCUGCACCAGUACCCUGUAUCCUUUGCAACUGCACCACAACUUUCGACCUCGCAUGCCAUGCACACGACGAGUACGCCAGAUCGGGUUAUGUUGGCUACAGCCGUAGUCAACGUAAAAGGUAGCUCCGGAGAGUACCUUGCUGCACGAGCCUUGCUGGAUUCUGGAUCUCAGGUGAAUUUCAUGACAGAGGAUUUGGCGCAGAAAUUACGAAUUCGUCGCGAAAGUACGACCUUAAAUAUUAUCGGCAUCGGAAAUGCAACCAAAAAAGUAAGGACGAAAUUAAAUACAUUUGUAAAAUCGCGGGUCAAUAAUUAUGAGUUUUCGGCACAGUUUUGGAUAAUGCGAUCCAUUUCAGCCAGCCAUCCAGAUCGUAACGUAAAUAUUAAUGGCUGGAAAAUUCCUAAAAACAUUAGCUUAGCGGACCCAGAAUUUUAUAAGGCUCAAAAGGUAGAUCUUUUGUUAGGUGCUGAAACAUUUUUCGAGCUUUUAGCUGUAGGCCAGAUCAAGGCCAGCUCCAAUCACCCAACAUUGCAAAAGACACUUUUAGGCUGGGUUGUGUCUGGCAAAUACGCCUCCAACCAACGUCCUCCUCCCACAGUCAGUAGCACAUUAUGCCAUACUGAACAAGAUCUAGCAAAUAUAGACUCCAUUGUCCAAAGGUUCUGGGCGAUGGAAGAAAUACCUUCAGGGGCUAGUUCGACAAAAUUCACACCUGAACAAAUAGAGUGUGAAAAAUUUUUCGUAAAAACUACUAAAGUUUUGCCUUCAGGAAGGCUUCAAGUAAGACUGCCUUUCAAAGAUGACCGUAAGUUACUCGGUAAUUCCUAUGAAACCGCGUCUCGGCGGUUUCAGGCCCUGGAGAGAAAGACCUUGAAAGAUCCAGAACUUCGUCAAAUGUAUCUGGACUUCAUGAAUGAAUACAUCGAAUUGGGUCACAUGAGCCCAACAAAUAAUAAGAUCCCGAGUGAGCCACACUACUUCAUUCCGCAUCAAUGCGUUCUUCGGCCUGAAAGUACGACGACUAAAUUACGUGUUGUUUUCGACGCAUCAAGUCGUACCUCUUCUCAAAUUGCGUUGAAUGAAAUCUUGAUGGUUGGGCCGACCAUUCAAGAAGAGCUGUAUUCAACACUUCUUCGUUUUCGUUUGCAUAAAUAUGCAUUUACGGCGGACAUUACUAAAAUGUACCGCCAAAUUCUCAUGCACGAAGAAGACAAAAACUUUCAGCUUGUAGUGUGGAGACGGCAUCCAUCUGAGCCACUUCAAAUCUUUCGACUUAACACCGUAACAUACGGCACUGCGCCUGCUCCAUUUAUCGCUACACGGUGUUUACAAAUGCUCAGCGAUGCCAAUACACAUAUGUAUCCACUCGGCUCAAAGGCAAUAAAAGGAGAUUUUUAUGUAGACGACCUGCUUACAGGAUCCGAUAAUUUCGAAUCUCUAGAUCUUAUUAGAAGUGAGGUAGUUAAAAUAUUAAACUCGGCAGGAUUCAAUUUAUCUAAGCGGUUUUCAAAUCACCCAUCAUUUUUCGAUUGUGAGAGUUCUGAGAAGGCCUUAAACUUCAAUCACACAGACUCCACAAAAACACUUGGAAUCCAUUGGUUGCCGAAGGAAGAUUUGUUUCGGUUCAUUGGACGCCGAGGAAUGCCGCGGAAAAUAUACAGCGACAACGCCACCAACUUCGUCGGCGCCGAUCGCAAGCUUCGCGAGCUGAGGGAUGCUUUCGAGGCCCAACAACCGGAAGUACAGAAAUACGCAACGGACGAAGGAUUCACCUUCGCCUUUAUACCACCCAGGGCACCGCACUUCGGCGGGUUAUGGGAGGCGGCAGUGAAGUCCGCCAAACACCUUCUCGUGCGCGCAAUCGGCAACGCGCUGCUCACCGCCGAAGAACUACAGACGCUGCUCGUCGAGGUCGAGGCCGUACUCAACUCGCGACCCCUGGUACCACUGAGUCAGGACCCGAACGAUGGAGAGGCCCUAACACCAGCGCACCUAUUAGUUGGGUGCCCCCUUCGAGCGCUGCCACCAGCCCAAGUAUCGAUGGACCCAAUGCGUUGCUGCGACAGAUGGCAACUUGUCUGUUGUCUCAAGCAACAGUUUUGGCGACUGUGGUCCAGGAACUACCUGAUGGGUCUUCAACAGAGGAACAAGUGGUUGCAUCCGAAGCGCAACCUCGAGCUGAACGACCUCGUCCUGGUUCAGGAAGACAACACACCACCGCAGCAAUGGGUGCUCGGCCGCGUCGCCGCAAUCGUAACAGGGCAAGACGGCAAAGUCCGCGUAGCAGACGUGGCAACCAAAGCGGGCGUAAUUAAACGCCCCGUUCACAAGCUCGCCGUACUGCCAUCAGACGUUGAAGGACCAUGA
Anastrepha ludens (Mexican fruit fly) is the source of this 3429-nucleotide messenger RNA. RefSeq lists its product as uncharacterized. Gene Ontology annotation, biological process: DNA integration. The transcript is spliced from 3 exons. The record is from RefSeq and is a predicted model, not a curated record. Lineage: Eukaryota; Metazoa; Arthropoda; Insecta; Diptera; Tephritidae. Bases 1 to 3429 code for a protein of 1142 amino acids. Gene Ontology annotation, molecular function: zinc ion binding; nucleic acid binding.